This is a messenger RNA of Nothobranchius furzeri (turquoise killifish), 1227 nucleotides long. RefSeq names its product solute carrier family 25 member 26 (gene slc25a26). Gene Ontology annotation, biological process: transmembrane transport. NCBI's taxonomy places the organism in Eukaryota, Metazoa, Chordata, Actinopteri, Cyprinodontiformes, Nothobranchiidae. The record is from RefSeq and is a predicted model, not a curated record. Gene Ontology annotation, molecular function: S-adenosyl-L-methionine transmembrane transporter activity. Gene Ontology annotation, cellular component: mitochondrial inner membrane.
UCAUGACGUAACGCGGAAGUGAUCCAGCCAACAUGGCAGCGUCCUUGACAGGCAUGUUUUGGUUUCAGUGAAGCGACAAAACCUGCAGAAUAGUAGAAAACUACCGGGCUACAUGACUCUUUAAUAAAUCCCGUUAGCGGAAUAUGGAGAGACGAGAGUUCGUCGCUUCACUUGUGGCAGGUGGCUGUGCUGGGAUGUGUGUGGAUCUGACCCUGUUCCCCUUGGACACCAUCAAAACUAGACUGCAGAGUCAGCAGGGCUUCUACAAGGCCGGGGGCUUCAGGGGCAUCUACGCUGGCGUGCCCUCAGCUGCAGUUGGAUCCUUCCCCAAUGCCGCUGCUUUCUUUGUCACCUACGAGUGCACCAAGUCCCUCCUCGGCGCUGGUGGAGCGCUUGCAGCACCACAUGUGGCACCUGUCACUAACAUGCUCGCCGCCUCCUUGGGAGAAAUUGUGGCGUGUUUGAUCCGAGUGCCAACAGAAGUGGUCAAACAAAGAACACAAGCCUGUCCUUCAUCAGCCACCUACAACAUCCUGCUGACUACGCUUAGAGAGGAGGGUGUUGGAGGCCUCUACAGAGGAUACUUCAGUACGGUUCUCAGAGAGAUCCCAUUCUCUCUGGUGCAGUUUCCUCUUUGGGAAUAUUUAAAGAUGCUGUGGUCACAGAGGCAAGGUCACACGCUCCACUCUUGGCAGUCAGCAGUGUGCGGAGCUUUUGCAGGUGCCGUGGCGGCAUUUGCCACCACUCCUCUUGACGUGGCAAAGACCAGGAUCAUGCUAGCAAAGGCAGGCUCGGCCACGGCGAGCGGCAACAUCCCGCUGGUGCUCCUGGAUGUGUGGAGGAGUCGGGGCCUUCCGGGUCUGUUUGCAGGCAGCAUGCCACGGAUGGCGUUCAUCAGCAUGGGCGGGUUCAUCUUCCUAGGAGCCUACGAGAAGAUCAGACGCACUCUGCUUUAGCAGCACGUCUUUGUUGAUGGACAGAGUUCCUGACCUGGUGAAGAGCUGCAGGAAGAAGCCUCUGGAUGUGUCACCCUGUCUAGAAGCAGGAAACUCCUGGUCUCUGAGGAGUCGUUAUACAUGACUGCAUUACCCAGAGUGCUUUGUUCCUGCUCAUCAGCACUCUGAGUAAAACAUGACAGACUUCUGUGGCUGCAUUGUGAUCUAAUAUCUUAUUUUAUUUGUGACCGAAUGAGUUUUAGAAAUUAAAGACUGUCUCUUUAAACUUUGA